Molecule: messenger RNA, 2028 nt
Organism: Orbilia oligospora ATCC 24927
Lineage: Eukaryota; Fungi; Ascomycota; Orbiliomycetes; Orbiliales; Orbiliaceae
Exons: 2
Coding region: 1-2028 (675 amino acids)
Biological process (GO): regulation of DNA-templated transcription; nuclear-transcribed mRNA poly(A) tail shortening
Cellular component (GO): P-body; nucleus; CCR4-NOT core complex
Source: RefSeq, a predicted model, not a curated record
AUGGCGCAGCGGAAGUUACAGCAGGAAGUAGACCGUUGUUUUAAACGGGUAGCGGAAGGAAUAACGGCAUUUGAGGGUACCUACGACAAGUUACAGCAAACAUCAAAUCCGUCACAGAAGGAAAAGCUAGAAGAUGUUCUCAAGCGCGAGAUCAAGAAGCUGCAGCGGCAUAGGGAUCAGAUCAAGUCCUGGGCCGCUAGUAAUGAGAUCAAGGACAAGAAACCUCUGCUGGAACAGCGGAAACUGAUAGAGACGCAAAUGGAGAAGUUUAAGGCUGUUGAGAAGGAAAUGAAGACAAAAGCGUACAGCAAAGAAGGAUUAUCGGCGGCAGCAAAACUAGAUCCGAAAGAAAAAGAAAAGGUGGAGAUAUGUGGAUUUCUAUCGACCAUGGUAGAGGAACUGGAACGUCAGAUCGAGACUUUCGAGACCGAAAUGGAGUCAAUAACCAUGACUCUUAAAAAGGGCCGUAAGGACAGCGCAAAGGCCGAAAGACUCUCUAGCGUUGAAAAUUCGGUAGAACGACAUAAGUGGCACCAAUCCAAGCUAGAGCUGAUAUUACGACUGGUGGAGAACGGUGGACUAGAACCCGAUAAAGUUUCAGACAUCAAGGACGACAUCAAGUACUAUGUCGAAUGCAAUGGUGACCAGGACUUUACUGAAGACGAAUCCAUGUUUGACGGCCUAAAUCUGGACGAAGAAGAAGACCUGUAUAAUGUCGGUCUCGACAACGACAGAUUAUCGUCGCAGGAUAACCAGUCGAUAUACGACGAACCUCCCGAAAAGAAGACUGAAACGCAUUCUGCAUCGUCUUCUACUACACGCCGGCCGUCCUCGCAGUUGAAAUCUCCCUUACCGACACUGGCUACAAUCCAUAGCGCUGGCAUGAACGGGACCACGAUGAAACCUGCCCCUCCACCAACACGCCCCGCUGGUGAACCCCUCAAGUAUGCAUCUGCAGCAGCCGCGGCAGCAGCAGCAGACAAGAUCGUCGGAAUUGCACCGUUACCUCCUCCGCCGAGUCAUAUGAACAAUGCAGCAUCAUCGACACCUCCUGUGACAUCGGCUGUACCGGUAUCACUCGCUUCGACGAAAGCUAAGCCGUCACCUAAGCCGUCGAAAGCCAUAGUGGUAGAACCGAUACCGGAGCAUACAACGUCACCGCCGGAAUCUGUACCUGCAUCUGUACCACCGACACCUCAGCUUGAAAAGGUUAAUGCUGCAGCUCAGAGCUCAGCCGCCCAGACCCCAUCGAGUACGCAUGCAGCCCCAGUAUCAGUAUCAAGCAUGCAGAGAGAAACUUCUUCGCAAUCAUCAACGCACCAUUCAACCGCCCAGCAAGAAGAAGCCACCCCAUCUGACAAGGAUAGCAAGGCACCGGCACCAGAACCGGUAGAAGACGAUAAUCCGAACUCUUUAUUCUCAACCUCAUAUGAAACACGCCCAUCCAAGCCGUCGCAGAAGAUGCCUUCAAGGACUAGCUCCCCACGAAUGACGAAUGGUGCCGUAGUGGAUCCGAAGUUCAAGCUACCGCCUGGAUUGCAAGAUCUGAUAGCAUCAUUCGAAGCAGUAAAAGCGAGGAAACACGAUCCUACAAGUCCUCAUUCCCUCAGGCUAUUAGCUGCGUCGGCUGCAACCCUCCCCGUUGCGCAGGAUGCGGAACGACCCAAGCGAUAUAAACCCCAGACUCCAUAUAAGACACCCGCACACUACCCUCAGGAGCCUCUCGGCCUAUUGGAGGAGCCGAGUUUCUUCGGAAAGGUGGACACGGACACACUUUUUUAUAUCUUCUACUACCGACAGGGAACAUACCAGCAAUACCUCGCGGCACAGCGCUUGAAACAGCUUAGUUGGCGGUUUCACAAGCAGUACCAAACCUGGUUCCAAAGACACGAGGAACCCAAGGUGAUCAACGAGGAGUUUGAACAAGGGACCUACCGCUUUUUCGACUACGAGAGCACGUGGAUGAAUAGGCGUAAGACUGAGUUCAAAUUUGCCUACAAGUUUCUGGAGGACGACCUGUCGACUUGA